AUGGCGGGCAAUGGCACACCGAAUUCCCAGUUCCUUGCUCCUCCGGCCGUUACUGCCUUGCGGCAGGAGGCCCGGAGUAUUGACCCGAAAUUCCCACCAAUGAGCCGUUCGAUCAGCGAAAAUAUGCGGGAAGAGCGUGAAGAUUUGAAGGAGGCGGCGGAGCAGACUUUGAAUGUUAUUGUCGACUUGGAUCUCGAUGGUCGGAUCAAAUGGGUCAGUCCAUCAUGGAAACAGGUCGUGGGGACCGCUCCCGAGUCCGUUGAAGGCCGCAUGAUCGCGGAUUUUCUGCUCGGGAAUAAAGAUGUGUUUCAGGAUGCCAUUGAAUCCUUGAAGGUGGAUGAUUCGCGCAGCCGUUUCAUUCGCUUUGCGGUGCCAAUGGGUCCCGACUCCCUUCUGAGGUAUACCCCAGAGUCACGGCCGUUAGAGGAAGGACAGACGGGGGCUAGUGAAGGAGGAGAAGUCCCGGAGAAAACCGAGGAAGAGUAUCCCCAUGGCAUUCUUGACAUGGAGGCGCAAGGUAUUAUGGUCUUCGAUCGUACAACUGAUGGAUCCAGCCAUGUGGGCCAUGUUAUGUGGAUGUUGCGACCCUUCACUCAGCCGAGAGAAGUGACAAUCGACCUCCCCCCGCUCUUGGUGGAGUCCUUGGGUGUUGGUGCAGAAGUGUUGGCACACUACUUGACGACCCUCGCGGAGGCAGCGGCGAAUGAACCCGAUCCCUCCAAACAUCCAGCACCGGAACCCGUCUUAUGCCGCAUCUGUGAACGUCAAAUCACGCCUUGGUGGUUUGAGAAGCACUCGGAUCUUUGUUUGCAAGAGCAUCGGUCCGAGAUGGAUGUCCAAAUCGCUCAGGAGAACCUUAAUGAGCAUCGCCAUGCUAUCGUCAGAGUGCUGGAUGCGCUUGAAGCCCAACAGAGUCGGCCUUUGACUGGCGACGGCAACUCAAUUCCUCCAACCCUUGCUCCUACCAUUCCUCCCGCUGCCGUCGUAACUCCCCAAGCAGAGUACAAGGGCCUGCCUAUUGGACCUUCGCCGGCGAGUUCCGCGCCGUCGUCAGGACUCACGUCCGGUUCCAGUUCCGCUCCUGCGACACCUCCCCAGUCAAGAGAACAUUCUAUGUCGAGUGCGGGGCAUACUCGGGGCCGCUCAUUCGCUGUGCGACGGCCACUGGCCCGUAUCGUGGAGCUCGUCCUUGAUUUGUGUGACACGGCCAUGGAGAUCAACAUGCCAAUCAUCAAAGAAACCCGUACCGAUACCCCGGACGACUUUCGAACCCUGUCGCCCCAGUCCGAGUCGCGUAUUUCUCAAGUUAUCCAGUGGCAGUCUCCGAGUACCAACACCUUGGAACAAGAGCAGGGCUUGGCGGCUUUGUCGAUGGACACAGAGCAGGUCUGCAAAGCCAAGGUGGAUGCGGUUAUUCGCCACCGCAAAAUUGUCGAAUAUGCUGAGCGAAUCCGCAUUGAAUACACAGUCCUGGUCGAGGAAUGCAUCGCAGCAGCCCUCAGCAAGGCCGAGCGCAUUGCUGCCGGUCAACUGAGCGAUUCUUCCUGUUCAGAAGAUGAAGCUCCUCCGCAACAGGAAGAGGAGGAGAGGGAACCCCCUCUUGAGCUGAUAUCAAAGCCUAACCCAGAACCACCUGCCAUGCCAUCACCCCGUCAUCCCACGACAUCAGCGUUGACGGAGUCUAUUCGCAAUGCGCCUGAUACGUUCCAGGUGCCACCACCAGAGGGGAGGACAUCAUCUGCUGCUGUGUCUACCGGCCCGAACAGUCCGAUGGAGUGUCCCACGCCACGUUCACACAAGAGUGUGGCUGGUCUGAGUACCUCGCAAACGUCUCGACGUGGCCUUUCGCUGACCGACACCGAUGCUGGCGAGAUGAGUGAUAGUAGCGCUUUGUCAUCGGCUAUUCCAGGAGCUAUGCGAACCGAGUCCCCGUCGUCCGAUCGAAGCCUUGAACGCAAACGCAAGAGCUUGGUGCUCCCGGGCCUUGCUAACUCCCCCAAGCGGCAACCGUCUCCUGGCAGGAGUGCUGGGCCUCGUUCUCCGUUGCGGAUGCCCAAGCCACGUAUGUCGAGUGGCGCUGAAAGCCUACCGUCUCCCAUGGCCUCGCCAUCUACGAAUGCAAGUGAAAUUGCAGUUCAUCAUGCCCACCAUCUUCAUCACCAUACCCACCAUCACCGGCGCCAAUCGUCCACGGCGUCUUCAGAUGUCGCGAAGCCGCCUGUCUCGCCCCGGAUGACCCAGCAUCAGCCGCGUCCUGCUCCUCCGUCGAUUAAGGAUUUUGAGAUCAUCAAACCUAUCAGCAAAGGCGCUUUUGGCAGCGUGUACCUGUCCAAAAAGAAAACGACCGGCGAAUACUUUGCCAUCAAAGUACUUAAAAAGGCCGAUAUGAUUGCCAAGAACCAGACCACCAAUGUCAAGGCUGAACGGGCGAUCAUGAUGUGGCAAGGGGAGAGUGACUUUGUUGCAAAACUUUACUGGACUUUCUCCAGCAAAGACUACCUCUAUCUCGUAAUGGAGUACCUCAACGGGGGUGAUUGUGCUUCUCUUGUGAAGGUCUUGGGGGGUCUUCCCGAAGACUGGGCAAAGAAAUACAUCGCUGAAGUGGUUCUGGGGGUUGAACACCUGCAUGGAAGAGGAAUAGUCCACCGUGACCUCAAACCAGACAAUCUACUUAUCGACCAGACUGGCCACCUCAAACUGACCGACUUUGGAUUGUCUCGUAUGGGUCUCGUUGGUCGUCAAAAACGUCUUUUGAAGACCCUGAAUGAGAAUGAGCCAUCACCCGAUCCUCUUAGACAAGAAUCCUUCCCUCGUGCGACCUCGAUGACUUCGUCGCGGUCUGCGUCGUUCGAUUUCCAAGGUGGUAAUUCGCCAGGUUCCACGCCCUUGAUCACCCCCAACGAUGCCGCGAGUAGCAUGACCCAGCCGUCAUACUUCAGUCUUAGCCAGGGUGGUCUCAGUCGACAAGGCUCGCGACGAGAGUCUGGCUAUCGCAGUGACAGUGUAGGAAGCGACAACCUGCAUAAUAUCUUUCGAGGGUUUUCUCUCAAUGAGAGCGGCGAAGUUAUUAGCCCAGCCCCGUUGCCGGGUCGAUUCUCUAGCAAUCUGACGGAGGACGAGGGCCAAAGUGAAGCUAGUGACUCUCCAUAUCUGCAUCCCUUGCAGCCAACUGCCAGCAACCAGACGUCUUAUGGCACACCACCACAGCAGUCGAUGAUGCCGCCACUCAUGGCGCUCUUUGAUCCGGAGGACCAGAACAGACGUUUCGUGGGUACUCCUGACUAUCUUGCACCGGAAACUAUCAAUGGACUUGGUCAGGAUGAGAUGAGUGAUUGGUGGUCGUUGGGAUGUAUCAUGUUUGAAUUCCUUUUUGGAUACCCACCGUUCAACGCUGCCACUCCGGAUGAAGUAUUCGACAAUAUCCUUCACCGACGAAUCAACUGGCCCGAAGAGCUCAAUGAAUUAGCAACCCCUGAGUCUAUCGAUCUAGUGAAUAAGCUCAUGACGCUCAAUCCUCGAGAGCGACUUGGCGCCAAUGUCGAUGAGAAGUUCCCGAACGGUGGAUCCGAGAUUCGCAGUCAUCCUUGGUUCUCUGAUGUGAAUUGGGAUACUCUUCUGGAAGAUAAAGCUCAAUUUGUCCCCAACGUCGAAAAUCCCGAAGACACGGACUAUUUUGAUGCGCGUGGGGCGACAGACCAACAACCGUUCGCGGACGAGCAAGACGAUGGAGCUUCGCCGCAACAACCGCUGACUACCGGACCCUAUCCAGAUCGCCCGCAUGAUGCACUUUCCAAGGUUCGUACCCAGGUCAAUUCGACGAAACGGCCCUUGAUGCCUUUGUCCAUUCCACCACAUGUUCGUGACUCGCGUGACUCGCGUGGCAGGAGACUGAGCGAGCCUGUUGCCGGUGAUGACUUUGGUACCUUCUCUUACAGGAAUCUUCCAAUGCUCGAGAAGGCCAAUAAGGACCAGAUCAAAAAACUAGCAUUGCAGGCUCAACAACGUCAAUCCACCUCGGGCGCCCCGGGUCAACCUCAAUCUGAAGGGCCAACGCCGCCACCGACUCAGCAACAGCAGCCGCAACAGCAGCCGCAACAGCCCAUACCAGCACAACAGCCGCAGGCAACUCCACAAUCCCCGUCUGCGACUGCGACUGCGACUGCGCCUUCUCUGGAAGGAAGUCCAUUACCGAUGCAAUUGCAGCGGACUAUGUCGCAAAAUAAGGGCAACCGACCGUCUUCUCCGUCCAACAUGAGCCAAGCCAACUCGUCGCCCAGCCGUCCGUCGCAACCCUCCUCGCCACUUUUUGUUCAGUUUAGCACAGGCCAGAACAAUCAUGAGCGUAGGAAGACAUCGGGUUCCUCGUCUGCUAAUUCGCAACAGUCGAGUGGGACAUUUGCAACAGGAAGUGCAAUGCCAUCGACAGGGUCGUCACCCAUCAAGUCUGGUCGAAUGGGGACGCACUCCCCUGACAAGACGCCAUCCGCCCCGCCGCGUCAGAAUCGAGUUUCCACCCGGGCAAGAUCUCAGACUGUGGGCUCACAGGAUGGAAGUGAAUUGUCCUCGUCUCUUGCGAAAGAGUCCUACGUUGCAGGUCACACUAAACGCCGGAGCCAGUUAUUCGACGCGUCUCCAUCGUCGUCGGACAAUGAGAACCCCCACAAAGCGCUACUUAAGGUUCAGCGACGUCGCCAAAGCUCCCGCCGUCUUUCUCAGAUCAAUCUUCUCGACGGUCCCUUCUUCCGUCCGUUGGAUGUGCUCAUUUGCGAGGACCACCCUGUUUCCAGAAUCGUCAUGGAACGAUUGUUCGAAAAGCUUCGUUGUCGAACGAUUACCGCAAGGAACGGUGCGGAGGCUACGAGCUACGCUCUUAGUGAAGUGCAAUUCGAUAUCAUCAUGACAGAGUACAAACUGCCUCAGCUGAAUGGGGCGGACUUUGCGCGCAUGGUCCGCGAGACGCGAAGUGCUAAUCGCCAUACCCCAAUCAUUGCUGUCACCGGCUAUCUCAAGGACUUGCCAGAAACGCACCACUUCGAUUCGCUGAUCGAAAAGCCUCCUACUCUGCCCAAGCUUACCGAAGCGCUCUGCCAGUUCUGUCAAUGGAAGCCUCCGCCUAAGGAUUACAACCCUUCUCAACCGUUGUCGUUGCCGACUGUUCCUCCCCGCCAUCUUGCUCAUUACCGUGAAGACAGUCCAAGUUCGACCACGUCUUCUGGAUUUGCCCAUGUGCCUCCAAGUUCAUAUCAAGGGUCAAGCCGCGAAGACUCUAUUAGCAGCUAUGGUGAUACGGAGUCUGUUAAAACUGACGAUGUUCCUGUUAUCAUCAGUCGCCAAGCCGACGAAUGGACUCAGACCCAAGGUGGUCUAGGGAUUUCCGAUGAUGCGUCUACUGAUCCCCAAUCACCAUCACACACUGCGCCGGUGCCACAUUUGCUCCACUCUACGUCGGCCCCGGGUGUCAUGAGUGGGUCGGGUACUGUCACGCCUCGGAAGCAGCGAUCCAGCGAGUCCAUCCAAGCGAAGCGGAAGUCGUUGGAGAAUAAGCGGUACGAAUGCGCAGAGUCUGGGGACGAUGAGGACGAGGAGCUUGGAAACACUCCAUCUCGGACGCGCAGCCCGCAGGGCAGGGGCAAUCGACCUGGCUCCAAAUUGGGAAUCGAGAUGAUGCGAACGAACAGCCGGGGCAGUGUUGUUAGUGGCAGCGAAGAGCUACUCCAGAAGGAGCGGGAGUCAUUGCGGAGAAGCCAGAGUCGGGGUUCUGACGAGGUCUGUGAAAUCGACGAGGAACCCUUUGACGAAGAGAAAGAAUUGGAAAGCGAGCUGAACCAGCUUCGCAUUUCGGAAGACGGCGAAGUCAGUCCACGACAUAGCCCAUCACCAGAGGCGAGAUCUCGACGGCAGUCGCUUUCUGAGCAGAGCACCGAAAUCGACUCCCUUACGCAAAGAAGUCGAUCGGGGACUUUAAUCAACCGACAAGGUCAGAUAACGCCUCCUAUCGUGUUCGAGCAGGAUGAGGAUGACUUGAAUGCUUCUAUGGCUGUGCCUGACACACCGAUUAUUAAGACGACGGAAGCACCCGAGGCAGAGUCAGAGAUGGAGGGAUUGAGUCAGACCCCUGAUUCAGACGCGACGCCUCGACCGCUGCAUACGCCUACACUCAAUCCGGACCCAGUGACACCUCGCAAACCUUAG
This is a messenger RNA of Aspergillus chevalieri, 6192 nucleotides long. RefSeq names its product protein kinase RIM15 (gene RIM15). The transcript has 2 exons. Gene Ontology annotation, cellular component: nucleus; cytoplasm. Bases 1 to 6192 code for a protein of 2063 amino acids. NCBI's taxonomy places the organism in Eukaryota, Fungi, Ascomycota, Eurotiomycetes, Eurotiales, Aspergillaceae. The record is from RefSeq and is a predicted model, not a curated record. Gene Ontology annotation, molecular function: ATP binding; protein serine/threonine kinase activity. Gene Ontology annotation, biological process: phosphorelay signal transduction system; peptidyl-serine phosphorylation.